Prunus armeniaca (apricot) is the source of this 564-nucleotide messenger RNA. Lineage: Eukaryota; Viridiplantae; Streptophyta; Magnoliopsida; Rosales; Rosaceae. The record is from the annotation of a GenBank genome assembly.
AUGGGUGGUGGCAAGGAUAAGCAUCAGGACGAUGAAGCUGACAGAGGGCUUUUCAGUCACCUUAUACCUGGACAUGGGGGUCAACACGGCUACCCACCUCAGCAGGGCUACCCACCUCAGCAGGGCUACCCGCCGCAGCAGGGCUACCCUCCACAGGGCUAUCCACCGCAGCAGGGAUACCCUCCACAGGGCUAUCCACCGCAGCAGGGUUACCCGCCACAACAAGGCUACCCACCGGCUGGAUACCCUCCCGCUGGCCAUCAGGGCUCAUCUGGGCACCACGGCGUAGGGGGAUUGCUGGCUGGUGGUGCAGCUGCUGCUGCAGCUGCUUACGGUGCUCACCAUCUUACUCACGGAUCAUCUCACCACACUCCUAGCAUUCCUGGUAUUCCUGGCGGUUAUGGUGGUGGUUAUGGGGGUCAUGGUGCUCACAAUGUUGGCCACGGUUCUCACUUUUCAUCACAUGGCGGCGGCAAGCAUGGCAAGUUCAAGCAGGGGAAAUUUGGGAAGCAUAAGGGCAAAUUUGGCAAGCAUGGUGGGGGCAAGUUCAAGAAAUGGAAGUAA